Molecule: messenger RNA, 591 nt
Organism: Rotaria sp. Silwood2
Lineage: Eukaryota; Metazoa; Rotifera; Eurotatoria; Philodinida; Philodinidae
Source: the annotation of a GenBank genome assembly
AUGACAAUCGCACAAUUAAAAUAUUCGUUUCCAACGUUAUAUUCGGAUGAUCGUAAACAUUUUCGUCGAUUUUUGAUCAAUUGGUUAAACGACCAUUCAUUUCUUGUUUAUUCACCGUAUAUUGAAGGUGGUUAUUGCAUAAAUUGUGUAUUAUUUCGUAACGUACAAGGUCAAAAAUUCAAAUUAUUUGUUGAUAAACCUUGCCAUCAAUACAAGCACUUGAAACAUUUUACUACAUCAUGGAAAAUUCAUAAUAAGUCACAACAAUUUCAUCAGAAUUCAACAAUUGCUGCCGAUAAUUUUAUACGUACAUAUAAAGAUCCAUCGUUAUCAAUUUUAUCGUUAAUUGAUAAAAACAGAAUUGAGAAAAUCAAUCUUAAUAAAGCAAUAUUAGCAUCAAUUAUAAAAAUAAUAAUUACUUGUUCACAUCAAAAUAUUCCUCUCCGUGGCCACAGAGACGAAACUAUAGAUGAUAUAAGGCAAAGAAUAAAUGUAAUUGAUUCUCAUUCUGGUUCAAAUUUUAUUGCAUUAUUAAAACAACAUGUCGAUGCGGGCGAUGAAAUUCUUCAUGAACAUAUUGAACAUGGAUAA